AUGUCAACAAUCAGCCAGGCGCAAUUGAAUGGCAGCAUCAGGGCUUCAAAUACCCCACGUCGCCCAGUUGCCCAUUUCCUGCCCGAUGACAUACAGAACGGACUACUCUACCCUCCCGUGAACGGUAACGGCAACGGCAAUCUCGACUCAGACCUCUCCGACAGCGGUUCCUCUACCGAAUCCCCUCAAGCAAACGGAAACAAAACCAAAACGCGACGCCCAGGCAUGUCUCGCAAGGCUUCAUCCCCGAUGGCGCCGACCUUUAUGGUCUCAGCGCCUGGAAAAGUCAUUAUGUACGGCGAACAUGCUGUCGUUCACGGCAAGGCCGCUCUAGCUGCGGCCAUUUCCCUCCGAUCCUACCUCCUCGUCACCACACUCUCCAAAUCACAGCGAACAAUUACUUUGAACUUCCGGGACUUGGGAUUAAAACACACCUGGGAUAUUGAUUCCCUUCCCUGGGAUGUUUUCCACCGCGCCGAUAAGAAGAAGUUCUAUUACAGCUUAGUCACCUCCCUCGACGACGAACUCGUACAAUCGCUCGAUCCCCAUCUCGAGGAUGUCUCUGAAGGUCUCCCCGAGGAGCAGCGUAAGAUCCACGUUCGCUCCGCCACCGCAUUCCUCUACCUCUUUCUCUCCCUCGGUUCCCCUCAAAGCCCAGGCGCCAUCUACACCCUCCGCUCCACCAUCCCCACCGGCGCCGGGCUGGGCAGCAGUGCCAGUGUAUGCGUCUGUUUGAGUUCGGCCCUCUUGCUCCAGAUUCGAACCCUUUCCGGCCCCCACCCCGAUCAGCCUCCGGACGAGGCUGAGACACAAAUUGAACGAAUUAAUCGCUGGGCGUUUGUGGGUGAACUGUGCCACCAUGGAAAUCCCAGUGGAGUGGACAACACAGUCUCCGCAGGCGGCAAGGCUGUUUACUUCAAGCGCACCGAUUACGAGAAGCCUCCCGAGGUCAUUUCACUUCCCACCUUCCCUGAAUUACCACUCCUCAUAGUCGAUACACAACAGACCCGCUCCACUGUCACCGAGGUGGCAAAGGUCGCUGCCCUGAGAAAAGCCCACCCUGUCGUGUCCGAAUCUAUUCUCAACGCUAUUGAUCAAGUGACAUGUUCUGCGCGCGAAUUGAUUGAGCGCCCCGAGUUCGAGGCCGACUCCGCUGACACCAUGGCUCACUUUGGAACUCUGAUUCGCAUUAACCAUGGCCUGCUUGUUUCUCUGGGCGUCUCUCACCCUCGUCUAGAGCGGGUUUGUGAACUAGUUGAAUCUGCCAACAUUGGCUGGACCAAGUUGACUGGUGCCGGUGGCGGUGGUUGCACUAUGACCCUUAUCCGUCCCGACGCAGAUCCCGAAGCUGUCCAAGAGCUUGUGAAGAAGCUUGCCAUGGAAAAUUUUAACAAAUACGAGACAACUCUGGGCGGCGACGGCGUGGGUGUCCUCUAUCCAGCGGUCCUGCGCAAUGGCACCGACGAAGAGGGCGGUGAAGAGAUCGACCAGCAGAAGUUCGAAGAGGCUGAAGGCCACGUCGGAAUUGAGCGACUCGUGGGUGUUGGAUUCCAUGAAAAGCGCGAAGGCUGGAAAUUCUGGAAACGAGCUGUUUGA
Penicillium odoratum is the source of this 1596-nucleotide messenger RNA. It is a transcript of the gene erg12, whose product is annotated as mevalonate kinase. The record is from RefSeq and is a predicted model, not a curated record. Gene Ontology annotation, cellular component: cytoplasm. The coding region runs from base 1 to 1596 and encodes 531 amino acids. The transcript has a single exon. NCBI's taxonomy places the organism in Eukaryota, Fungi, Ascomycota, Eurotiomycetes, Eurotiales, Aspergillaceae. Gene Ontology annotation, molecular function: mevalonate kinase activity; ATP binding. Gene Ontology annotation, biological process: ergosterol biosynthetic process; isoprenoid biosynthetic process.